Messenger RNA from Gossypium arboreum, 1189 nucleotides. RefSeq lists its product as uncharacterized. The transcript has 3 exons. NCBI's taxonomy places the organism in Eukaryota, Viridiplantae, Streptophyta, Magnoliopsida, Malvales, Malvaceae. Bases 57 to 863 code for a protein of 268 amino acids. The record is from RefSeq and is a predicted model, not a curated record.
AUUUACGUUUGAAGUUUUUGGGCUUUUAAAUGUAAUAAGGCGUUUAAUUAUUUUUGAUGGUUUUAAUAUGUGUUACUAAGAUAGGAUCCGGCCAUAACUUCUGGGUCGGGUUUGGGGUGCUACAUGAUGAGUCAACUUCUAGUGAAAUCAGAAACAAUCCAAGGUUUUAUCCUUAUUUUAAAGAUUGUAUUGGAGCAUUAGAUGGAACUCAUGUUCGUGCAUCCGUUCCACUUAGCAUUCAAGGAAGAUUUCAUAGUUGUAAAUGGGGGACGACACAAAAUGUAUUGGCUACCAUUACAUUUGAUUUGAAAUUUUCCUAUGUUCUAGCUGGUUGGGAAGGUAGUGCACAUGAUUCUCGUAUUUUAAGUGAUGCACUUUCACGCCCAAGAGGAUUAAGAAUUUCGGAAGGUAAAUAUUAUCUUGCUGAUGUUGGAUAUGGCAUCCGAAAUGGAUAUAUUACCCUAUAUCAUGGUGUCCGAUAUCAUUUAAAAGAGUUUAGUGCUCAUGGGCCUGAAAAUGCAAAGGAACUCUUUAAUCUUUGCCAUUCAUCAUUGCAGAUCACUAUUGAACGUGUUUUGGGGAUUUUGAAGAAACGGUUUUGUGUAUUAGAUGCUGAACCAUUUUGGAAUUUUCAAACUCAAGUAGAUAUAGUUUUGGCUUGUUGUAUCAUUAAUAAUCAUAUAAUGGGAGUUGAUCCUAGUGAUUUACUUAAUCAAGGAUUAUACGAGGAACCUGAGUCUGAUUUGAUAAUACCAAAUCUUAUGGAGCAAGAAGAAAGAGAAGAAGUAAGAGAAUGGUUUGCUAAGAGAGACGAAAUUGCACAAACUAUGUGGACUGAUUAUAUGGCUAGAAAUAUUAGGUAGUGUCGUAACCAUUUUUUUGAAGAACGAAAACGGAAAUCGACUUGGAUUUGAAAACUAAAAAAAUGGGAGUUGCCACCAAUCUUUUUUGAUGAGGUGUGAUCGGGCCACCUCGUAAAAGUGGUUGUUUUUAGUAAAUGGUUUGAUUUAUAAAAAAACAACUCUGGUCCACACAAAUUAAGAAAAUAGGUUCGGGAGUCGGUUACGCACGAGAAAGGAUUAGCACCCUCGAUACGCCCAAAAUUGGUACCUAGCUGAUUAAUUAAUGUCUUAAGAUCGAAGAUUGAAAACUUUGAAGACUUUUGAAAUACGAUCCUUCUUUAUGAAAA